Messenger RNA from Caenorhabditis sp. 36 PRJEB53466, 1886 nucleotides. The record is from the annotation of a GenBank genome assembly. NCBI's taxonomy places the organism in Eukaryota, Metazoa, Nematoda, Chromadorea, Rhabditida, Rhabditidae.
AUGAGUUCUAAUCUGAAAAAGACAGGGCAGCCUCGAAAAGCGUGUCCUCCGCCCGCUGAAACAUCGGAUAAUGAGACUGCACAGGUAACAAACCUUUUUUCCAAUAAAUCGAUAAUGGGUCAGUUUAGAACGAAGGAGUGGCUCGUAGAAAAAGCACGAGAUUGUCAAGCAAACCACUUCUCAUUGAAUCUAAGGUAGAGUUAUAGUUUACUUCAUGUUGAAGAGCAUGUUAGUUUUCCAGAAAACGUCAACGCCCAUGUCCACAAAGCGCAUUCCAGUGGCUCGAAGAGUUUUCAGAAAAGAAGUGGGUUCGUGCUCAGAUGAUGAUGACGACGUGAGUAUUCACACGUAACAUUUUCUUGAAGUUUGCUGCGAUUACAGAGCAUGCCACCGCCCAAGACGACGUCUUCUGAGAAAAAGAAGAAACUUCUAAUGAGUCCGCGAACGACUACCCUUACCAAUGAAGUAGAAUCCCUUUCGGUUAGCUUAUUUACGGAAGCCUCGUCUGUUCAAAACUUCAGUUGUUUCAGAUUUCCAACACUAGGACUCUCCGAUCAAUAACGGUGAUUGGAAAGAGAACUCCUACAGCCACGAACCUCAAAUCUAAACUGACUCAGUCGCAGCAGCGAACUCCUGAGAAGAAACCAAGGGAUCUGUCUCCAGAAACAUCAAAAACUGAGAAGAAAGCGAAAUUCACAAAAAAGACGGACCAGAAAGUCGAAAGUUCCAACUCUUCUGACUCGUCAGACUCGGAACCCGAGCCACAGUCUUCUACUGCUAGCGGAGCCCUAAAAGGAAGAGUGGUAGAAUUUGAUUCUUUGAAGUCGUGGAUUUUGGAAAGCAAGGUGAAGAAAACGUCGCUGUCAAUCUACAUCAGUGGACAGCCGGGAACUGGAAAGACGGCCACCACUCUUCGAGUAUUGAAGGAUCUCGGCUCUUCCGUUCGCAGUUGUAUGAUAAAUUGUGCAUCAACGAAUACGAAAACCGCACUGUUCAAGACUAUCUUCGAAGCGUUGGACUUAGACGGAAAAGCAAAUGUGGAGAAAUUUGAAGAGCACGUGAAAAGUUUCAAGGUACCACUGGUGCUGGUACUCGAUGAGAUUGAUCUUCUCGCUACCCGAAAAAAUGCGGCUCUUUACGCGGCUUUCCAAUGGCCCGACACUCUUUCGCACAAAAUUAUCAUUCUCGGAAUCGCGAAUUCUAUCGAUUUGACAGAACGUCUUCUGCCUAAGCUCAUGCUCGCCAAAACACCGAAGCGGCUGGUUUUCGAACCGUACACCAAAGAUGAUAUCGUUGAGAUUCUGAAUGAAAAAAUGAAAACAGAAGAGGUGAAAACAAUAGCGCUUGAGGAAAAAUUUUAACUGUUUGAAUUUCAGGCUGUGAUUGAUGCAAAGGCGAUCGAGUUGACGGCCAGAAAAGUGGCGGCAAUGAGUGGAGAUCUUAGAACCGCUCUGCAUAUUUUCAAACAGCAGAAAAGUCGUCUAGCUAGUUCAGAAGAAGGAGCUGCUCCUCCAGCAACUCCUGGAAACGGUUGUCGUGAAGUUCUCGGCAUCAUCAACAGCGUCUACUCGUCUCCUCUGGCUCGUGCUCGUCUUCCUCUUCAACCUCGCAUUCUGCUCGCCGUCUCACUCGCCCUUUCUUCCAACAAAAAGAGCCACUUCGAUCGGAACUCGCUGCUCCGGGCAUAUUAUAAGGCAUGCGAGGCUAUCCGAGUGCCCGCUCUCGAUGACGAUGAUCUACAUUCCGCGUUCCAAACUCUCGAAUCACAGUCGUUUGUCCGUCAGCUGAACGGGGGCAAACUCGUUCUCCAAGUUGAUGCCCCGACCGCCAAAUCGGCAAUCAGCGACAAUUCGAUGCUCGAUCAAAUCGGACUCCUUCAACUUUAA